AUGUUAUGGAGUUAGGAAUAGUGAUGCCAUCAAACUUUAAAUUCAGACUUUGCAUUUUUGAAUUCUCUCAUGUCAGAAUUUAAGAAAAUGAAAAGUCAGUGAAUGUGCUACUAAAAAAAGUGAGAAGCUAUUCACUGUCACUAAAACAGGAAGUGAUGUCAUGAUUGUGACAUCACAUCCUUGUUUGUAAACUUAAGUUCAGCCAAUGAAAAUAACUGUUACAUAUUUUGAUGGCAGCAACAACAACAACAUUUGAGAUAUCAUGUAAACAUGUAAUGAGAUAGAUAGGAAAAAUAAACAGAAUAUGUUUGAAAAGAAAAGCAGCUUAUGGACUGAUUCAUUGUUUAAAGUUUUUCUGACCUUUUUUCUGACUUGGAGAUUAUGAGAAGAGCUGAACAUUUGUGAAAAAUAGGAAGGAAAAUUGCAGGGGAAAAUGUAUUUCCAGGAUUUACAAGCAGAAUUUCCCGAGUUUUACAAUCAGGAAAACGAGCCCACAGCUUCCUCAUCAAGAGUUGGAGCUCAUGUUCUGUCAAAUAAUCAAUACGAGAAUGCUGCUGAUUCUCCAAGUAACUACCGUUAUACGAGAGGGAUUUUGCCGCCACACGUUCAAUCAAUACCAGUGAGAUUGGAAACUCCUGUGAGAGAACCAUUGUUCUUUAUUCCUUCAUCAAUACAGGAACCGGCAAUAACUCCGGGAGCUCCAUUACUCAGACCCGUAGAUAGUUUAGUGCACAAUAUGAUGCCUACAAAUUACGUGCCUCUGGGUCAGCAGCAGUUGCUGUUCAGGAGAGCGGGUAUGCCAGGCUUUGUACUCGAUACACAACCCGGACAGUUUGUUUAUGUACCAUAUGUUCAAUACAAUCAUCCAUCAGUGCUGCCACUACCAGCUGCCGUCCAUAGUAACAUGCAGAUUUUAAACAGUAAUCCCAUGUUCAAUUCUCCAAAUAUCAAUAUGUAUAAUAAUGCGCCAAAUGGUUUACGUUUUAUUCCACCUCAGGCAGUGCAUAAUCCAAGUACAAGUAGUCUGCCAUUUUAUCCAUCACAGAACCUACCGGUAAAUCAAAUAAAUACACAAAACCCACCUGUGGCUUUGCAGACACAAGAAAUAGAUAGCUCAAACCAAAGUGUACCAGGAUCUUCUAGUCAAGGUUCUCGUCAACAAACUGAUCUGUCGUCAGAUAACUUCAGUUAUCAUAACAUUUGGCGCACUUCGUAUGAGAUGGUUACUACUGCAACAGAUCAGUUAAUGCGUGAAAUGAACGUAACACACCCAGGCCGGAGGGAUAUUCAGAAUGGUGGAGAUACUACAAGAAGAAGUACAGAAAACACUGUGAAUGACUACUACAUUUCCAGCAUUGAUAAUAUCAGAAAUGGGCUCCAGGAACGUAAUACUGAUGAUACAUUCCAACAACAAGAUCAGGUUGCACAAACUGACGUCACUGAAAAUGAAACUUCUGAAAGUACGAGCCAAUGUAGCGGAAACACGCAAAAUAUACUAGACACUAGUUCCCAGCAGUUUAUUGGUAGUAAUCAGUCAUUAUAUAGUCUACCCCAUGUUAAUGUGCUUACAACAGCUCUGAUUGAUUCAAUGAAAUACCUCUUUCCUCAGACUUUACCCGAGAUUAACUAUAUAUUAGAUGAUGAACGCAUUAAUUUACAGGAACUUGACCACAGACAUUCUUCUAUUGUAAAUCCUGAGGUGAUAUCUUCACUCCUUUUAGGAAAUGUAAAUAACAUUGAACCAGCUGUGAUCAAUACAGCUGCCGAGGUGUCUACGAGACCACAACAGAUGAUAUCUACAUCUUCACAACAGACUUUAUCUACAGCUUCAGAAGGUAACAACUGUGAUGACAUCAUGUCUGCAAGCUUGUCCUGUAGUCACAUGGCUUGUACAGGCUAUAGAGAUGAAACUGUAGAAAGAAACUCGAAAGGUUACAGAAGGAGGCGUAGAAGACAUGUGAUGGCAGCUGUCGACAGUUCUCCUACUAAAACUAUGAAAACUUUAAGGAAAACAGGUCAGAAUGAAUUGCCUACUAACCUUUCUUCACACGGUGAAAACUUAAAAACAACCAUCAACAGAGAUGAUUUAACACAGGUUUUAAAAUGUCGGUCUGCGCUCACUGCAGGUACCAUUCAGAACAGCCCUGUUACGGGUACCAGCCAAACCUUUCCUGCUGCUGGCACCAGCCGUACUUCUGGUUCCAGUCAGACAUGUUCAGCUGUAGGUAACAGUUACAACAGCCCAGUUGCCGCUACCAGUCGUACUAGUUCUGGUACUAGUCAAACAUGUGCAGGUAGCAGCAAGGGAAGUGAAUAUAAAUGUGCUACAAGUAAUACAGAAAAUCCUGGCCAGGUUUCUGCCAUCCCAGGGACAAGUAGGGAUUUGGGUAAUUUACAGUCUGUUGUAAGUGAAAAUGACCUGAUUGAAAAUAACAUUAGAAACUGUUGUAAAACUUCAGACUCAGACUUGAAUAAUAUUUAUAAUAACCAGAAUGAUUCAACAGAAAAUUCAGAAAAACAAAAAUUCAAAGUUUCUGAUCCAGCAAUAAUUCAUGAACAAAGUAUCCCGACAUCUGAGGAAGCUAUGAACAGUGUUCAUGUAGAAGAGACAAACUUACAGGAACAUCCCAGUAUGUAUGACAGUCUCUCUGAUAGGGCAUGGAGAAACAGGAUUCUGUUUGAAUCCCAGAGAUACCUGCACACAGAUAAUUCUUCUAGAAGCAGUUCGGCAUCACUUGCUGGGAGAAUGACAUCAUCAAUAAUGCAUGAUCUGUACCAUUUUACAACCAUGAUGCCAGAUGGGAGCAGUCCUGUAGCAUCUCUUAGUAAUAUGGCCCAAAAUGACGGUAACGUAAGAAAUGACAGGGAGGAGGUUUAUAGGUUAGCAGGGUUUGCAGAAGUAAGGGAAGCCAGAUCGGACUGCUCAUUCUCAAGUACAGACGCACAUGCUUCACUUAGUUUUAGCACUGAACCAGAGACAACAGUACAAAAUAGUCCAGGUCCAUUUCAGCAAUAUUUUCACAAUCUUAUAUACCAGUUUUAUAUAGAGACUUUUAUGUGGAUGUAUGUGUCAGUGACGUCUCAUCCUCGAUAUGUCAGUACAUGGGCAUUGCUUGAGCUGAUUGGUCGUGGUGUGAGACAGAAUCCGGCAGAUGUGUUAAGGACACUGCUCGCUGGUUUUCUGGAAGGUUCGAUAUCAUCAAUGGUCACACAGAUUGACAUGGUUGACUUACUUCUACAGCAAAUUGAAUGGGACAGACAAGUGUUUCCAGAGUCGAUAGCAACAUUGCGGGACCUCUCUGUCUUGCUCUAUCUGCGACUGGAUCCCAGCUCAUUUAUGCGAAGGUUUACAGAGAUUGUAAGACAGGCAGCUAGGAAUGUUAUACUUCAGCAGGAACAGCCAGGAACCAGUGUGGUCAGCUUGACUGCCAGGUUCCAGCCAGGAACCAGUGCUACCAACUUGACUGAAAGGUACCAGCCAGGAACCAGAAGUACCAACUUGACUGCAAGGUACCAGCCAGGAACCAGUGUGAACGACUUAACUGAAAGAUGUGAGCCAGCAACUAACUUGACUGAAAGUCCUGGCACAAGACGUAGAUCUGCACGUGAACGUCAUGUGGCACGGCACAAUGAAGCAUCGCCAGAACGAAGGGCCUUUCAGCCGCCACUGGCAACCCAACACAUACAUCCAGCCGCACUACCUCUACAACAGCAUCAGCAACAACAACAACAACCUGUACUUAUAGACGUCGAAUCGGUACAGACAGCUGCUCCAGUUACCAUGGCACCAUAUGGUAUUCCACUGUGUACGGGACCUCACAUGCCAAUGUGUACGACAGCUGCAGGUCACAUACCUGUGUGUGCUGCUGCAGGCCAGGCCACAUGGUCGUUUCCCGGCUGCAGUAUACAACACAUUCCAGCAUGCAGUCUGCCUCAGUUACCUCCCUUGACUACGCAUCAUCAUCCGUCGAUACCUCAUGUCUUCACCCCUACUCAUCAUCCUCCUCUGCCCCCUGGCAACAUGGCACAUCAUCCCCAGCAUCAUCAACAACAACAACAACAACAUCAUCAUCAUCAUCAUCAAAGGUUACAGCAACAGCAUCAUCCUCAACAUCCACAUUAUACAGCAAAUCAUCAACAGCGGGGCCAGGAGGAGGAGGUUCUUAUUGAACGUAUGCACCAUCGUCCACCGGCCUACCACCAUGUGCCACACCGAGGUUUUGCCCACCCACCCACACUCAAUCCAUCACCUCCACUCAUUCUACAAGAGCCAUCAGUUCACCCCACACCACAAGAUAUCUUUGGUCCGUUCCAGAGGUUUUAUGCACAGCAAAGAGCGCUCGGUCGGCGAUCGAUGAGAAACUUCCCACCACCCCCUCCACCUUACCCAGGAUUCCUACUUCACUUCCUAGCUAUGUUGGGAAAUCCACCAGUACCUCCGUAUGGACGUGACCUUCAUGACGAAGCUACAGAAGAGAAUUACGAGGCCUUGUUGAAUCUCGCAGAAAGGUUAGGGGACGCAAAACCCAAGGGUCUGUGCAAGCCUGAGAUUGAGCAGCUUCCAGCAUACAGAUUUAACGGUGAAAAUCUACGCAAUGGUGCUGACCAAACGUCGUGUGUUGUCUGCAUGUGCGAUUUUGAGAAUAGGCAAUUACUGAGGGUUUUACCAUGUUAUCAUGAGUUCCAUGCAAAAUGUAUCGAUAAAUGGUUGAAGACAAAUAGAACUUGUCCAAUAUGCCGAGCAGAUGCAUCAGAAAUAGGAAAUCAGUCUGAUUAGAAGAUUGUUUUACAAAUUUGUACACAGUCUACAGGAAAUAGAAAAAUGUGCACAUUCUACUAGAAAACAGAAAAAAAGUGUUCUUAAGGUGUUCAUAAGAAUUUGAUAUUUGUGAAAAUGACACCUGCUGUCAAAGGAUGCACAUGUCAGAUGUUAGACAGAUUUACAAACAAUGCAAAAAUAUUCAUUUAAUGUGUACAACUAUUAGCUUAAGAUUUUUUUGUUAUGAGGAAAAAAGUAGCAACAACAACAGUUAUUAGAAAGUGCUGUUUAUUACUACACGUUGUUGUGUUUGGCGAAUUGUGCUGACUCUUUACCGUUUUUCAUUAAAUGUUGUCUAUUUUUGUUAAUUAUACAUAGUGCAAAAGUAUAUUUUCAGUUACACACAAAGUAUUCCCAUUGUUUGUGCAUUAUUGUAUAUUAUCUCAUUUUUUUGCACAUUUUGAAAUUUAGCAACAAACCUCUUAAAGUACUCCCUGUCCAUGCGUUACAGUGUAUUUACAGCUUAAAGCCAUUCGUUCACAUUUCGGGGUGUCAAAACAGUCAUCUCAAAAAUUUUUAAGUAUAAUGUGCCCUUUAGUAUCAGUUUGUAAAUUUUUUGCUUGGUGUUCCUGUAAAUUACGUAAAUGCAGAUUUUGUCAUUUUUAUUCAAGAAGUUUAACAAAUUCAUUGCAGAAAGACGCAAAGGUAAUUUUAUCACAUGUUGGCUUUUUUUUCUUUGCUGAAAGAUUGAAAUUUCUUCUUUCUUUACUUAUUAUUGUCAAAGUCAAUUUAAGUAAUGUCUUCUAUAUUUGAAAUAACAUCAGCUCAAAUUGUUAUUAUGCUAAUGUAAUACCAAAAAUUGUUUCAUGUAUUUAUUUCACUCCCACUCAAACACGUGAUAAAGUUUGGCAAGUAGUUAAAUGUCAGAAGCUGUCAAAACAGUGAAGAAAACCAGCACUGUACAGAUGUUGUAUUUAAUAAAUAUUAAUACCCAAUUUACUUCUCAGUGUCUGAUAAAUACUUAAAAAAUGAAGAUGUUCAAAUUUUUUCACCCCAUUUGUGAAUGAGUAAAUAAGAUUUUUGCUUGUAAGGUCUAAUUAGCUUGAAAAUUUGUUACGAGUUACAAAACAUCAUUGCAACUUACAGCAAUUUGUACAAACUGUAUAUUAUUAGAAAGCUUGAAAAAAAGUAGACUAUACUAUUAAGCAGUUAAUUUAAGUUUAUUUAUAAUACUAUAAAUAUUUAGUCGUCUUAAAGACUGACAAUUACACCUUUAUGUGGAAAACCAUACUGUCCUGUGAUGUUUAGGUGUUAAGGUAGCGGGCCUGUACUGAUAUUUGGCAGUUUCCAUGUGAUAACUUUUUCUCAUUAGAGAAUAUGACAUUCUUUAGACAUAAUGUUGCUCAACGCACAAAAUAAGUUUCCAGGGAAAGAAAAAAUUGCAGAUUGUCAAUACAUGUCCACUACCUUUAUUUGUGCUAUAUUUUCCUGCACAAAAACUUGUACAUAUUUGAAGAUAGCAUUGGUCCAAAGGGUAAACUUGUGCUUGAUUGUUUUCUUUUGGCAGGGAUUCAUGCUUAAGGUGAAGUUGAGUUAUUUAAUUACACAGAAUCGGGUUUGAAAUGGUGUUUAAAGCUCACUUUUUUAUAAUUUCAUGGUCCAGAUAUCAAACUUUUUUGUUAUAAGUUAAUCUUAUAUGAUUAAGAGCAUGUAUCGGAAAAAAGUUUUAAUAGAAACACAACUCUAGAUACCCUAUUAAAGGCUACAACACUUAAAAUUUUAUAAUGUAGUUCCUGGGAUCUAAGGGAAAAAACAACAACAUCUCUUCCACAUAUGUGAAGAAGUGUAUCUGUGUAAAUGAGCAUCGGGAGAUUCCUUGAAUUUUAUUACGAAGUAUUCAGUUUUUUGGGGGUUUUUUUUGGUUCUAAAAUGUAAUAGCAAUUUCACUGGAAGAUAGAAUUUUAAAUUUGAUCAAGAUUUUAAGAGUGAGUGACCAACACUAGGACAUACUUAACUACUUUCUGAUCAAGUUUUUUUUUUAAUGGUGGUACAAUUGAGAAAAAAAAAUCUCCGAAAUAUGCAAUUUUACCUGAUCUCACAUUGAUAAGUAUAAAUACAAAUAAAAGUGAAGUAGAAAAAUGCCAAAUUUCUGUAAUGUUUCAGGAGAGUACUAUAUACAUGUUUUUUGUUGCACCAUGCUUAUAUCCCCCCAUGCCCCACCCACAAUUCCCCCCCAAGUUGUUUAUCUUUUUGUUAUACCUGUUGAUGAUUUCGUAGAUUACUGUAUUAAGUGUUAACGUCUUAUUGUUUACAGAUAAAUUAUUAGUUACUGUACAUUAUAAUUUUAAAGAUAGCUCAUCAGGAAUUUUUAUUUGUUGAAUGUUUUGACUUGCAGUAAGACUGGUCCACAGUUUAAAUUUAGAGAAAAGUAAAAUUUUGUUUUCAAUUCAUGUACAUGUAUAUUAACAGUAGGUCUACGUUUUGAUUCUCACUCUCAUAUCAAGUUGUUUUAGGACAUCUUUUUUGUUGAGUCUUCCACCCCAUAUUCUCUGAAGUUGUAAGCAACUCAGAGAUAUGUUCAGUUAUACACAAAGUUUGCUUUUGAAUUGUUAAUAGCCCACUGGCUCAAUAUAGAGAGCACAGAUCUACUGAUCAUGGGGCCAUUAAUUCUGUAUCCAGACAAGGCCUCUGUUCUUUGUGACAAUUUGAUUAAAAGCAUUGUGUCUGAAGUUAUUUUUUCCUCAGUCUCCAAUCCGUGAAUUGAUUCUGACAAUUUUAGGAGCUAUUUGAGCCGUGCCAUGAGAAAACCA
Mercenaria mercenaria is the source of this 7569-nucleotide messenger RNA. Its product is annotated as E3 ubiquitin-protein ligase RNF38-like. Lineage: Eukaryota; Metazoa; Mollusca; Bivalvia; Venerida; Veneridae. The record is from RefSeq and is a predicted model, not a curated record. The coding region runs from base 434 to 4777 and encodes 1447 amino acids. The transcript has 7 exons.